CCUGUCUGCGCACCUGUCUCUGCAGCUCAUAGUAACGCUGCUCACCUGCAGAAACUCACCGAGACUCACGGAGCCGCUCUGACCGACAGCCGGAGCCGCAGCCCGUCCACCGGAGCCGUUGCCUCCCCCUGAAAGCGGACCGGUUCUGCUGCUCGCCGUCCUGUUGGACCGUAACCUGCGCGCGGCCUGCGGCGAAUGAUGACAUCAGCGCGUGACAGUCUCCGCUCUCUGCGCGUGAGCUGAUCGAUCGCAUCUGAAGUGGUCCCAGUGGAGUCCAGAUGCUGCCAGCCUCCAUCCAGAUCACCGGGGAGCUGCUGUCCGCCGCUGAGGUCCAGGACAUCUGUGAGAGCCUGAAGGAGGACGGCGUCCGGCUGCUGUCCGUCCGCGGCUGCCAGCUCUCAGACCGGGACUUUGGCCGCGUCUGCGCCAGCGUCGCAGAGUCGCGCUCCCUCGCUCAACUCAACCUCAACCUGGGCGUGGUGUCCAGCAUCAGCCGGACGCGCCACCUAGCGGACGCCCUGAAGACCAACCGCUCCCUGCAGACCCUGUUCCUCCAUGGGAGUCCGCUGCUGGAUGCUGGCCUGGUGGCUCUGAACCCGGCGCUGUCCACCCACCCGACCCUGGUCUGCCUGGACCUGGGAGACUGCAUGCUGGGGGAGGAGGCCCUGGCUCUGAUCUGUGGAAUGCUGCCACCAGAUGGAGCCAAGUCAGGUCUGAGGGAGCUCACUCUGAGCGCUAAUCCCCGUAUCGGCUCCAAAGGCUGGGCCCGUUUCGCCAUCGCUGUGGCCCACAGCUCCCAGCUGCGUGUGCUGAACCUGGACUACAACCCACUGGGAGAUCAAAUUGCCGCCAUGCUGGCGGUCACUGUGGCAUCAAGCAGAACCCUGGAGGUCCUGGACCUGGAAGGAACUGGACUGACCAACCAGUCAGCACAGGUGUUUCUGGACAUGGUGGAGAACUACCCGACCAGCCUCAGGGUUCUGGUUCUGGCAGAGAAUGACAUCAGUCCUGAGCUGCAGCAGCAGAUCAGCGACCUCCUGUCGGAAGGGGAGGAGGAAGACAACAGGGAGGCCCCGCCUUCACUCCGAGGCCACGCCUCCAGCACAGAAAAGCACCAGCCCCUCCCCUGGCUCCCCCACAGCAACUCCGGACCGCCGAUGGUCCUGCUGACGUCUGGUCUAGGUGAGAGCUUAUUGGCUGAAACAGAGAUGUGACCCCUCCCACAAACACACUCACUUCCUGUUAGAAUGAUGUCACUUCCUGGAUUGAAUGUUUGUUUCUUUGCACUUACCUUCACAAUCUGUGUUAGGUCUGAGGCAGUACCUGGGAGGGGGAGGGGCUUGCAGACAGGUGUGCUGUUUCUGAGAAAUGUCUGUUCAGGUGUGUUGAUUCAUUCUGCUGCGAUGAUGUCACAAUAAAAACCUGUUUACAGCUUCCUA
Molecule: messenger RNA, 1439 nt
Organism: Cyprinodon tularosa
Lineage: Eukaryota; Metazoa; Chordata; Actinopteri; Cyprinodontiformes; Cyprinodontidae
Gene: lrrc73
Product: leucine rich repeat containing 73
Exons: 7
Coding region: 279-1214 (311 amino acids)
Molecular function (GO): protein binding
Source: RefSeq, a predicted model, not a curated record